AUGGCGCCUCGUGCAACGAAGCGCAAGGCCAACGCCGCACCUGCGGCUAAGACGAACGGAAUCAAGAAGGCCAAGUCGACGAGCUACGACGACGAGCUUCGGGAACCGCACCAUGCGGCUGAUGAAGCCGAAAAGCACGGAAUUGUCCUCCGCGAUUACUACCCACCAGAGAUGAGCAACACAAGAGCACGCGCCUAUGCUGAAGAGGCGCUCCGCCGCCCGAUGGAGAACCUGGUUACCGCCCAACGCGAGACAGCGGAGGCUAUGAAAAAGGCUGCACAAGGUGAAGCUGUCGCCCACUGGUUCAAGACUGACUUGCGCUGUGCCGACAACACGUCUUUGGCUUUGGCGGCCCAAAAGGCCAAGGAAAUGAAUGUUCCGCUUCUCUGCUUCUACUUGGUCAGCCCCCAAGACUUCGAGGCUCAUCUCAGAUCGCCGGUCCGGGUCGAUUUCAUUCUUCGUACCCUGAAAGUAUUGAAAGAAGAUUUGGCAAAACUGGAUAUUCCACUCUACGUCGAGACUGUGGAAGAGCGCACCAAGGUCCCGGCUCGUGUGCUUGAGCUGCUUGAAUCGUGGGGCUGCAACCAUUUAUGCGCCAACUUGGAGUACGAGGUUGACGAGCUCCGUCGCGAGACCAAGAUAAUAAGGCUACUGGCUGCAAAUAGCAAGUCUUUCGAAGCAGUGCAUGACACUUGUGUCGUUCCUCCAGGUCAGCUUCGCAGCGGUACAGGCAACCAGUACGCCGUUUAUACGCCGUGGUAUCGCGCUUGGAUGGCUCACAUACAUUCCAACCUUGACUUGCUCGAGCUACAUGAUGCCCCCCCAAAGAAUCCUGCAUCAGCAAGGAAAAGAUUUCAGAAGCUUUUUGAGUGCGAAAUACCCGCGGCACCCAAGGGAAAGGCACUGUCGGCGGAAGAACAGAAGCGCUUUCACUCACUUUGGCCAUGCGGCGAGCAUGAAGCCAAGGCUCGCUUGGACAAGUUCUGCGAGGAGCGCAUCGGCGGGUAUAGCCAACAAAGAAACUUGCCAAGCCAGAAUGGCACAGCUAGCAUCUCUGUGCACUUGGCCAGCGGUACAAUCAGCGCUCGAACUUGUGUGCGCACCGCAAGAGACAGAAACAAGUCAAAGAAGCUGGACAGCGGACAUGAGGGAAUCAAAGUCUGGAUCAGCGAAAUUGCAUGGAGGGACUUUUAUCGCCACGUAUUAGUCAGAUGGCCACAUAUUUGCAUGAACAAGCCGUUUAAGCCGGACUAUGCCGAUAUAGAAUGGUCUUAUAACACCGAGCACUUUAACGCUUGGUGUGAGGGCAAAACCGGGUUUCCCAUCGUUGAUGCUGCUAUGCGACAGCUGAACCACAUGGGUUACAUGCACAAUCGACCUCGCAUGGUUGUGGCUUCCUUUCUCUGCAAGGAUCUACUCAUAGACUGGCGCAUGGGCGAGAAAUACUUUAUGGAGCACCUGAUAGAUGGCGACUUUGCGAGCAACAACGGUGGCUGGGGCUUCAGCGCGAGCGUCGGCGUCGAUCCGCAGCCGUACUUUCGCAUCUUUAACCCACUCCGCCAGAGCGAGCGCUUCGAUCCCGACGGUGACUAUAUCCGUCAGUGGGUGCCAGAAUUGAAAGACCUCGACAACAAGCAAAUUCAUGAUCCGUACAAUCGCGGUGCUGGAGACAAGGCGAAAAAGAAUGGAUAUCCAAAGCCGAUUGUCGAACACAGUGAGUGUCGGGAGCGAGCGCUGGCUGCGUACAAGGCGGCUGUGGCGUAG
Molecule: messenger RNA, 1764 nt
Organism: Beauveria bassiana ARSEF 2860
Lineage: Eukaryota; Fungi; Ascomycota; Sordariomycetes; Hypocreales; Cordycipitaceae
Product: DNA photolyase
Exons: 2
Coding region: 1-1764 (587 amino acids)
Biological process (GO): circadian regulation of gene expression; entrainment of circadian clock by photoperiod
Cellular component (GO): nucleus; cytoplasm
Molecular function (GO): FAD binding; DNA binding
Source: RefSeq, a predicted model, not a curated record